AUGGAACACGGGAAGGCCUUGCUGCGAGAAAGAUUUUCUCUGCGUGGCCGAAUGACUCCGCCAAAAGUGUUUACAAAGGUAGCUAAUUCAGCUCGGAGUCGAGCAGCCGAGUUAAUUCAAAAUGUACGCACACAUUUAGAGUCCCCUACGUAUGUGCGUCGCAGCCGUAUGCUAAACAGACGGGCAAAAUCAGUUGAUCGGAGUGAUUUUAAUGUUAGCAAUGCGGAUCCCAGCGUAUGUGAGACAUCCUCAUUACAAACUACUUCAACCAGCUCAUCUGCUAAUUCAGGCUUCCUGGGAUUCUCUUUGCCUACCACGCUGAAUCCAGCCGAUCCGUUGCCCGCACCUACUUGUCGUCUGGGGGCUUACCAGGCGGAAUGGUUAGUAGACAACGAAGGGGCAUGGAAACUAAUCACUGAGGAUGCCACAGCAGCACCUGUGGAUCAAGCCACUUCUACUGGAGACAGUGUGCCGCAGCUUUUGCGUGUAAACAAAGCACUGAAAAAGGAGCAGAAGUUUUUAAAGGCCAAACUCUCUAUUCUGCUUGACGAAUUAGCCAAGCAAACCGCUGUGGUACAUUAUCAUGAGAAAAAGUUGGACAAACUGAGAGAGGAGUUGAAGAAAAAAUCCAAGGAGACCAAUGAAACCAUUCGGUCGGAAAUGAGACGAGAACUUGAACAAAAGCUCGAGACGACCAGACUGGAACGCAACUUGAGGAGCACACUUCUGUCCACAGAGGAUGAAGAGGAGUCUGCUAGUAAUACAGCUGAAGACACAGCUGCCUCAGAUUCUAUCACAAACUCCAACAAGUCGGACCAAACAAAGGAUGAUGCACUGUGUUUAAGUUCACCAUGUGAGAAACAAAAAUCAGCCAAACGACUGGUAGACUGUCCUCCUAAGCAACGCAAAGUACCCGCUUCUAAGCUGAAAACUGCUGGAGACAACGACACCACUACAGAGAUGGAGACGGAAACAGAGGAGACUUUCGAAUCUAAACAUCCGAAAACAGAGCCUCAGUUCCACAAAAAAGGAGCUAGAAAUUUUGAGGAACUAUCAUCCAAACAUCUUGAGGAUAACGAAGAAAGCGAUACACUGGAAGAUGCUAGCAGUAACAGGAGCUUCAACGCUACCGAAUCAAAGGCCAGCCCUACGACCUCCACUGUAGUGGCCAGUGAUGAAUCAGCUAAUGAAGCUACCAAAAAGUCGGACACAACAAGUCCAGAGGACUCUGAAGAGGAACAGGAAGACGAGCAAAGUGAGGGGGACGACGAAGAAGAAGAAGACGAGGAUCUCGAUGAUGAAGAGUUCGAGGAUGAAGAAGUGGAAGAGGAACAUGAGGAGUUGUCGAAGACUGAUGAAUCUCAGACUGAACAUAACCCAAGUGCUCGGCGUCGAGUUGUACAAUUUGGUACUGUAUCGCGAAGAUAA
This is a messenger RNA of Opisthorchis viverrini, 1428 nucleotides long. RefSeq lists its product as hypothetical. The coding region runs from base 1 to 1428 and encodes 475 amino acids. The transcript has a single exon. The record is from RefSeq and is a predicted model, not a curated record. NCBI's taxonomy places the organism in Eukaryota, Metazoa, Platyhelminthes, Trematoda, Opisthorchiida, Opisthorchiidae.